GUUAACAACUUUAAUAAUCUCUACUUUAAUCAGGGUAAGCUACAGGAGGCUGAAAAGUUAUAUCAGCAAGUAUUAGCAGGCUAUAAGAAGGCCCUUAGUCCAGAUCACAUGUUUAUCCUUUAUACAGUUAAUAAUCUUAUAAUUCUCUACUCCAAUCAGGACAAGCUGCAGAAGGCUAAGAAGUUAUAUCAGCAAGUACUAGCAGGCUAUAAGAAGGCCCUUGAUCCAGAUCACAUUCCAGAUUACAUGUUCACCCUUCAGAUAGUUAAUAACCUUAGGAAUCUCUACUCUAAUCAGGGUAAGCUGCAGGAGGCCAAGGAGUUAUACCAGCAAGCACUGGCAGGCUAUAAGAAGGCCCUUAAUCUAGAUCACACGUCUAUCCUUUAG
This is a messenger RNA of Aspergillus steynii IBT 23096, 387 nucleotides long. RefSeq lists its product as uncharacterized. The record is from RefSeq and is a predicted model, not a curated record. Gene Ontology annotation, molecular function: protein binding. The annotation marks the transcript as partial. NCBI's taxonomy places the organism in Eukaryota, Fungi, Ascomycota, Eurotiomycetes, Eurotiales, Aspergillaceae. The transcript has 2 exons.